AUGUCUGCACGUUUACUUAUCAAGGAGCCCCCAUCAAUUCGAUAUUUCAGCUCACAAUUACCAUCAAUACAAAAGGAUCUAUCCAACUAUGUAGAUUCAAUGGCUCAAGAUAUUAAAAAAGCAAAUAACAUCACAGAAGAAUUUAAUUUUGAUUUAGAAACAGCAAAUACAGGUGAUUUGCUCAUAUAUGGCAGAAUAUAUGCUAAACUUGAUAAUGACAACCCUUCAGAAAAAUUAAUCGGUCACAAAGCACAAAUUCAGUUAACAUCAAAAUUUUCUCGCCCAUAUUUAGAUUUUGAAGCUAAAUUAAAUGAGACUUACUACUACCGUGGCCAAAUAGUCGUUGUCCUUGGAACAUUCCAAAAUUCCGUAUUCGUUGCAAAGCAAAUCUACUCAAAUUGCAGAGUUGCAAAGCCGCAUGAAAUCUCAACACUCUUCAAUACCAAGAUCACAGUUGCUGCUGGUCCAUACUUCAAAGAAAACUUAAGUGAAGUUCAAGAUUUUGCAGAAGGAGUCUUAGAGAACAAACCUGAUCUUGCAAUUUUCCUGGGACCAUUCAUUCCAGCUGAUUGCAAACUUCUUUAUGCAAAAGAAUGCAAUAGAACGGGCGAAGAUCUCACAAAAGAAGUUUUAACAAUACUUUCUAACAACCAUAAAAACUGCGUAUUUGUCAGUAGUGCUGAAGAUUCAAUUGCUGAUCCAGUCUUACCAACAAAAGCCUUCAUGCCAUCUACAGAUAAUUAUUCAGUUACUAUGGAUCCAGUAUUUAUAGAAUAUGGUGAUUUAGACUUAUUCUUAACAUCAUAUCAGUCAUAUAAACUCAUUGCAAACAACUUUGAAGGAAAGAAGACCGUAAAUGGCACAGAAGUUGGAAGUAGAAUCACAACAAUCCUUACAGAAUUCGCUAACCAACAAUCAAUUUGCCCAGGAAUUGAUGAACAAGUCCAACAAUCCUUUAUUUCCCACUUUAGACCAGUACGUCCUCCUCAUGUUUUCGUUGUUCCAGGCCAACCAAAUGCUACAGUGUCUGUUGACGAUGAUGUAACAACAAUUUUAAUCAAUCCUGCUAUUAGAAGGUCAUUCGCAAUGAUCCGUGUUAAAGAUGGCAAAGUUAAUUCGGAAAUUAUGAAGUUUAAAUAA
Molecule: messenger RNA, 1140 nt
Organism: Trichomonas vaginalis G3
Lineage: Eukaryota; Parabasalia; Trichomonadida; Trichomonadidae
Product: DNA polymerase 2 alpha 70 kDa subunit family
Exons: 1
Coding region: 1-1140 (379 amino acids)
Biological process (GO): DNA replication; DNA replication initiation
Cellular component (GO): alpha DNA polymerase:primase complex
Molecular function (GO): DNA binding
Source: RefSeq, a predicted model, not a curated record